GCUCAGAAACUGCCAGCCGAGAUCACAGUCUCUAGGACUGAAGCAGGAGGAGGGAAAGACUGGAAGGAAGAGAGACAGGUUAGAGGGAAAGAGGCUUGGGAAGAAAACAGCAGGAAAGAAGCCGCUCAUCACACUUCUAGAGAGGCAAAUGAUGCUGGAGAUGAGGACAGAGAAAGACAAAACUAUGAGAGCCAAAAAAUACAAAUAAAACGAAAGAGGAGAAAAUGCCAAGAAGAACAUCCAUCCGGAGAAAUGAAGAGAAUGAAAGUUUUAUGCUGCAGAGCCGUUCUAUGUUUUUCCGGCAAAAAAUUAUCUUGCUGUUUUUAAGCCCUUUUGCAUUUGCCAGCCGUUGACAUUGAGGCAUGUUCAGCGGUGCCAGCAGCGUCUCCUCUUCCUUCUCCUCUUCCUCUUCAUCUUCCUCCUCCUCAUCUUCCUCCACCAUCACCAUCACCACCACCGCCACCACCACCACCACCUCCUCCUCCUCCUCCUCCCCCUCCUUCUUUUCCUCCUCCUCCUUCUCCUCCCAUCAGCAAGAAGACAAACCGAGGACAGUCUUGAAAUAUCGAAAUUUCCUCCUUGGGAUUUGCCAGCGCCGCGUUGCGCCAAGACUGUCGGAAUAAAGGACGCUGACUAUUGUAUUAUUAUUUUAUUAAUUGGUCAGUGGGAAGAUUACCGAUGAGGAAAGGGGACGCCUGUCACCCUUCCUGCGCUAAGAUUGAAAAAUGAGGCUGAGUUGGGGGAAGCCCUAAAAUGAAGCAAAAGGAAUAAGAUUUUUCAGGACAGAAAGCCACAGGAGCCCCCCACACAGCGCACUUUUAUUUGUUUAUUUUUUUUUUUAAGAUUUUUUUUUUUUUUCGUGGUGGUGGGGGAGGUGAUUGGGUGGCUGACUGGCUGCGGGAAGCUGCUUCCUUUCCCUUUGGAGAUGAUUGUGCUAUUAUUCUUUGCCUUGCUCUGGAUGGUGGAAGGAGUCUUUUCCCAGCUUCACUACACAGUGCAGGAGGAGCAGGAACAUGGCACUUUCGUGGGGAAUAUCGCUGAAGAUCUGGGAUUGGACAUUACAAAACUUUCAGCUCGCAGGUUUCAAACGGUGCCCAACUCGCGGACCCCUUACUUGGACCUCAACCUGGAGACCGGGGUGCUGUACGUGAACGAGAAGAUCGACCGCGAGCAAAUCUGCAAGCAGAGCCCGUCCUGCGUCCUGCACCUGGAGGUCUUCCUGGAGAACCCCCUCGAGCUCUUCCGUGUGGAGAUAGAAGUGCUGGACAUCAAUGACAACCCCCCCUCCUUCCCGGAGCCGGACCUGACUGUGGAGAUCUCUGAGAGCGCCACGCCGGGCACCCGCUUCCCGCUGGAGAGCGCAUUCGACCCAGACGUGGGCACCAACUCCUUGCGCGACUACGAGAUCACCCCCAACAGCUACUUCUCCCUGGACGUGCAGACCCAGGGGGAUGGCAACCGAUUCGCCGAGCUGGUGCUGGAGAAGCCGCUGGACCGAGAGCAGCAAGCGGUGCACCGCUACGUGCUGACCGCGGUGGACGGGGGAGGAGGGGGAGGAGGAGGAGAAGGAGGGGGAGGCGGCGGGGGAGGGGGCCUGCCCCCCCAACAGCAGCGCACCGGCACUGCCCUACUCACCAUCCGAGUGCUGGACUCCAACGACAACGUCCCCGCCUUCGACCAACCCGUCUACACUGUGUCUCUACCAGAGAACUCGCCGCCGGGCACGCUCGUAAUCCAGCUCAACGCCACAGACCCAGAUGAGGGCCAGAAUGGCGAAAUCGUGUAUUCCUUCAGCAGCCACAUUUCGCCCCGGGCGCGGGAGCUCUUUGGACUCUCCCCGCGCACUGGCCGGCUGGAGGUGAGCGGAGAGCUAGACUAUGAAGAGAGCCCGGUGUACCAAGUGUACGUACAAGCCAAGGACCUGGGCCCCAACGCGGUGCCCGCGCACUGCAAGGUGCUUGUGCGAGUACUGGAUGCUAACGACAACGCGCCGGAGAUCAGCUUCAGCACGGUGAAGGAGGCGGUGAGCGAGGGCGCGGCGCCCGGGACCGUGGUGGCCCUGUUCAGCGUGACCGACCGCGACUCCGAGGAGAAUGGGCAGGUGCAGUGCGAGCUGCUGGGGGAUGUGCCGUUCCGCCUCAAGUCUUCCUUCAAGAACUACUAUACGAUCGUGACCGAAGCCCCCCUGGACCGAGAGGCCGGGGACUCCUACACCCUGACCGUUGUGGCUCGGGACCGGGGCGAGCCGGCGCUCUCCACCAGUAAGUCGAUCCAGGUGCAAGUGUCAGAUGUGAACGACAACGCACCGCGGUUUAGCCAGCCGGUCUACGACGUGUAUGUGACCGAGAACAACGUGCCCGGCGCCUAUAUCUACGCGGUAAGCGCCACAGACCGCGACGAGGGCGCCAACGCCCAGCUAGCCUACUCUAUCCUCGAGUGCCAGAUCCAGGGCAUGAGCGUCUUCACUUACGUGUCCAUCAACUCUGAGAACGGCUACUUGUACGCCCUGCGCUCCUUCGAUUACGAGCAGCUCAAGGACUUCAGCUUCCAGGUGGAAGCUCGGGACGCCGGCAGCCCCCAGGCUCUGGCCGGUAACGCCACCGUCAACAUCCUCAUCGUGGACCAGAACGACAACGCCCCUGCCAUCGUGGCGCCCCUGCCUGGGCGCAACGGGACUCCAGCGCGGGAGGUGCUGCCCCGGUCGGCGGAGCCAGGCUACCUGCUGACCCGCGUGGCCGCAGUGGACGCAGACGACGGCGAGAACGCCCGACUCACCUACAGCAUUGUGCGGGGCAACGAAAUGAACCUCUUCCGCAUGGACUGGCGCACCGGGGAACUCCGCACCGCGCGCCGGGUGCCGGCCAAGCGCGACCCCCAGCGGCCUUACGAGCUGGUGAUCGAGGUGCGCGACCACGGGCAGCCGCCCCUGUCCUCCACUGCCACACUGGUGGUGCAGCUGGUGGAUGGAGCCGUGGAGCCCCAGGGAGGGGGCGGGGGCGGUAGCGGGGGGUCAGGGGAGCAUCAGCGCCCCAGCCGCUCCGGCGGCGGGGAGACCUCGCUGGACCUCACCCUCAUCCUCAUCAUUGCGCUGGGCUCGGUGUCUUUCAUAUUCCUGCUAGCCAUGAUCGUGCUUGCCGUGCGUUGCCAAAAAGAGAAGAAGCUGAACAUCUACACCUGUCUGGCCAGUGACUGCUGCCUCUGCUGCUGCUGCUGUGGCGGUGGGGGCUCGACCUGCUGCGGCCGCCAAGCCCGGGCGCGCAAGAAAAAACUCAGCAAGUCGGACAUCAUGCUGGUGCAAAGCUCCAACGUACCCAGUAACCCGGCCCAAGUGCCGGUGGAGGAGUCCGGGGGCUUUGGCUCCCACCACCACAACCAGAAUUACUGCUACCAGGUCUGCCUGACCCCUGAGUCCGCCAAGACCGACCUGAUGUUCCUUAAGCCCUGCAGCCCUUCGCGGAGUACGGACACUGAGCACAACCCCUGCGGGGCCAUCGUCACCGGCUACACAGACCAGCAGCCCGACAUCAUCUCCAACGGAAGCAUUUUGUCCAACGAGACUAAACACCAGCGAGCAGAGCUCAGCUAUCUAGUUGACAGACCUCGCCGAGUUAACAGUUCUGCAUUCCAGGAAGCCGACAUAGUAAGCUCUAAGGACAGUGGUCAUGGAGACAGUGAACAAGGAGAUAGUGAUCACGAUGCCACCAACCGCGGCCAGUCAGCUGGCAUGGAUCUCUUCUCCAACUGUACUGAGGAAUGUAAAGCGCUGGGCCAUUCAGAUCGGUGCUGGAUGCCUUCUUUUGUCCCUGCGGAUGGACGCCAGGCUGCGGAUUAUCGCAGCAAUCUGCAUGUUCCUGGCAUGGACUCUGUUCCAGACACUGAGGUGUUUGAAACUCCAGAAGCCCAGCCUGGGGCGGAGAGGUCUUUCUCCACCUUUGGCAAAGAGAAGGCCCUUCACAGCACCCUGGAGAGGAAGGAGCUGGAUGGACUGCUGUCUAAUACACGAGCGCCUUACAAACCACCAUAUUUGACACGGAAAAGGAUAUGCUAGUCAAUUCUACAGGAUUUACCUGAAGCAGCAUGAUUUGCACAAAGUCGACCAACAAAAGCAUCAACUUUUCAACUUCAUUAUCUUGGCCAUCAGUUAGUUGUGUGUAACCGAGUACUAGAUUGCCGGCGGAGUCAUCGUGGCCAAUUAUAGGACCUAAUUGCUCUCAGCAGGCCUGAGAAAUGAGUUGAAAUGUGCAGAACUGUAGAAACUUUAGAGGCAACUGCUUUUGCCUCUCCGAUCAGUGUGUGCCUGUUUACAGCACUAUAUAUCUUUCUCUCUCCAAAUGUCACUGAGCCCUUUACAUGUUUAUAUUCACCACGAGAAGCCAGUCAUAAAGAUAAAGGAAAUUUGUGCAUUAUAAAUGCAAUAUCACUGUUUUAAACUUGACUGUUUUAUAUUCUUUUUGUGUGAUCGAGUGUUCCCCAAACUAUUCCAACUUUACAAGACAGAUUGUGAUUAUGUUCUUUUCACCUGUGGGUUAUAAAAAAUGUUGUAUUCUGAAGACCCACAAAAUAUCAAAGACAUUCUGUAGUUUAUACACCGU
Molecule: messenger RNA, 4592 nt
Organism: Panthera uncia (snow leopard)
Lineage: Eukaryota; Metazoa; Chordata; Mammalia; Carnivora; Felidae
Gene: PCDH10
Product: protocadherin 10
Exons: 5
Coding region: 926-4048 (1040 amino acids)
Biological process (GO): homophilic cell-cell adhesion
Cellular component (GO): plasma membrane
Molecular function (GO): calcium ion binding
Source: RefSeq, a predicted model, not a curated record